AUGCAUAGAAAAGAGAUUAUAUACCAGAUGAUAGGACUCAUUACUAUUAUUAUGUAUAGAAGAGCUGCACCGAUGCACAGCAGCUAUAUGGGAUCAGAAGAAUUCAGUAGACUUGACUCACUUAAGAAGUAUUUUCCUGCAGCGUACACUCUGCAGAUGAAGCUUCAUGUGGAUGAUAUUGUUUCAUUAAAAUAUAAUAAGAAGCACCUUGAAUACUUUGAGUUUAUAGAAGAGGAUAAAAGCAGUAUUGGUGGGACUAAGUGGUACUUAGAAACACAGAGGGUCAGCACAUUUGAUGCAGUUCUAAAGGUGAUAAAUCUUGUAGAGUGGCAUGCAAAUCAGGAUAAAAAAGGGGUAGAAGAUGAGGAUCUAGAUGUCAUUGUAGAUAGGUAUAAGAGGAGUAUAUUAGACAUACAAAAAAGGUACUGGCUUGGAUACCUUCUAGUCUCUGCAAUGGAUUGUAGCGAUUUUGUAGAUCGUGUGUCUGUGCAAAAUGAACAGGUUGUGCUGAAUAUAAAAGACUCGAGUGCGUAUGCAAACUUUGUAGUAAAUACCUGCAAUGUCUUGGCUAACAAGCUGUUAAAAAAAGAAAUUAUUGAAAACCAGAUUCCUUGUCUUCGCGAUUAUUCACUGUAUGACGUAUGUACAUGGAUUUCUCAGUUGCACGAACACUUUAGUAAUAGAAGCUUUUCAUCGCAAAAAGAGUCAUUAGACUGCAUGGAGGCUUUUCUGAGUGAUAAGUAUGUUGCAGAAGUAUUCAAAUUAUUUAUUCAGUAUAAGAAAAGGCCAGAGCUUGUGCGCAAAGUUGUUAUGUCUUCAAGCAGAAAAAACCAGACAGAGUAUAGAGGGUCUCUAGUAUCCUUGGGUAACUCUAAGAAAGGUGGGUAUAUCCCUCAGAAUACACCUGCACAGAACAUACCAAGUAUUCGUAUAGAGGAUACUAAUGGUUCUACACAAUCUCUUGUUAGUAAAGUAGUGCCUGCUAUUAACAAUACAGAAGAAGUACGAAAUGAUCCAUCAGUAUCGGCAUUAGACCAAAGUCAAUACUCAAAGCACAAUAAUGCAGAAGAAAAAAAUAAUGAAAGUAAUGAAGACCUCUCACGUAAUAGGAAUUCUUAUUAUAAUGACCCUUUGAUCAUUUCAGAGAGAAGUAACUACAUGGAGAAUGUAUCUAGCGAUGCAAAAAAUAAUCCAUUGGCAGCUUCAUAUGAUAAUGCAGGAGUAGAUGGUGAUUCUAAUAAAAAGCCUAAGAGCAGAAAAAACAGUAAAGAUGAAAGCAGUGACUCUAAGAAUAAAGAAAAAGGAGAAUCAACGUGGAAUAAGUUCAAAAAGACUCUACACAUUGGGAAAAAUUCUAAAUCCCCAGAAAAGGAGCAUAUUAAGAAGAGAUCUGUUAUGCCCAAUACUAGCGAGUCUAUUAUUGAAAGGGAUGAAGCCGCGCUAGAAGAAAUUAACAGAACUGUAAAUGAAAUACCAAUUGUAGCGCAGAGACAGAGCAGGCUAUCAGCAGGUCCACCUUUAGUGAAUGUUGAUAAUAUGCGGGCAGAUGAUAUUGUGCACCAGAACCAAGCAGGCCACGUAUCUGCACAUUAUGAUGAAGAAGGAGUAUUGCCUGUGAUGACCAGUGGUUCUAAUCAGUAUAAAGUAGAUCCUAAUCUAUAUUCCCGGUAUGCGGAUAUUUCUAAAGAAAUCCAUGGAAGCUUCUUAACCCCAGAUAAAAGAAGCUCUUCUAUGCACGAUGUCUCAGCAGUACCUAAAUCACGCAGUGCUCUAUCAAGUACGUACCGUGCCAGUUCUGCAAAUUUAUUUAAACCCAUAGAGAAUAGCAGUGAUACUCAUCUGCAGAAAAAUCAAGAAGAGAAAUUAGGAACUAAUGGACCCAUGAUCGCCAUGGGCAGUGGAGAGUUAAUUGCGAUGUUUGAUGAUGACAGAGAAACCACGGUAUCUGAUUUUUCUGAGUACCUAGACUCAGCCCGCGAGCAUAAAUUAGCAGGUGCACCCAUACAAUACAAUGACUGGCGGCAUCCAGAAGUAAAAGAAUUAAUAAGCACAGAGGGUGCUGAUGUAAGGUCACAAGAAGUUGAAAAGUAUGAAGGAUUAAAGCAGAAUAUAAUAGAAACCCUAUCUCAUGGCUUUUCUUCUUAUAAUAGGCCCAUGCAUGAUGACCAGAAUACAUAUCGUAAUAGCAUGAACAAUAACUAUGGAGAUGUGUAUGCCCAGAGAGAAUUACAACAACAAUUAAAUCAGAUAGAAAACAGGCUAGAAGAAUCAGAAAACACAAUCUAUCCACAAAACAAUCCAUCAAAUUAUAAUCAACAGCCAGACCAUCCCAGAAAUCGGCCUGAGCUCUCUUAUGGCGCUAUUUAA
Molecule: messenger RNA, 2367 nt
Organism: Nematocida parisii ERTm1
Lineage: Eukaryota; Fungi; Microsporidia
Exons: 1
Coding region: 1-2367 (788 amino acids)
Source: RefSeq, a predicted model, not a curated record